Molecule: messenger RNA, 1754 nt
Organism: Tachysurus vachellii
Lineage: Eukaryota; Metazoa; Chordata; Actinopteri; Siluriformes; Bagridae
Gene: fetub
Product: fetuin B
Exons: 7
Coding region: 179-1669 (496 amino acids)
Biological process (GO): negative regulation of endopeptidase activity
Cellular component (GO): extracellular region
Molecular function (GO): cysteine-type endopeptidase inhibitor activity
Source: RefSeq, a predicted model, not a curated record
UGAUUAGAGCUGGAUGUAAUCACAGGGACCUUUCAGCAACAAAGACAAGGAGCUUUGUUGACCAACUGGGAGGUCACAGCGACCAAGACUACUGCUGCUGGGGUGGUUGUAGGGGACUAUAAAAGAUUAAUGCACUUUCCUCGUUGAUCAGCACUGUAUAGGAGACAGCCGUUCCACCAUGAAACAGUGUGUGCUGUUGUUGCUGGUGUUUGUGAGCGUCCAUGGUGCCCCUGCAGGGGUCCUGCCACCGAGUUCUUGCAAGGAUGCAACCACUGCCUUUGUUGCUGGAGAAGCUAUAGACAAAAUCAACCAGGAUCGCACCACAGGUUAUGUCUUCAGCCUGGAACGUGUCAGCAAUGUCCAUCAGACAGGCCAUGGUGAAACCGGGGUGGUGUUUUAUCUUACAAUUGAUGUCCUUGAGACCAAAUGCCAUGUCCUCAGUAAGAAGAGUUAUAAGGAAUGUGAGAGCAGGAACAUUGGUGAAAACCCGGUGUAUGGUCAGUGUAAGGCUGUGAUCUAUGUAAACAAGCCUCAAAGAGUCUCUCGUCUCUACAAAUACAGCUGUACUCUCAGACCAGUUUCUGCAACAGAAAUCUUUGCAGUGUGCCCUGACUGCCCAAUUCUUAUCUCACUGGAUGAUAAAGAAGUGGAGAAGACAAUAAAGAUGGGUUUAGAGAAAUUUAAUAGAGAGAGUGCACUCCCAAAUUACUUUGCUCCUCUUAAUAUAACAAGAGCAAUCUCACAGUUUUUCGUGAUCACUAUGUACAGUGUGGAGUUCACCAUUCAGGAGACAGUUUGCUCCAAUAAAACUGAUAUAUCUGAGAUUUCAAAAUGUGACUUCAUGACCUGCGAGUUUGCACACAAAGGAUUCUGCAAAGCCACACACACGCUUUCGAACGGAGUUGAAUUCCUUGACGCCAAUUGUGAAAUCUAUGAACCUCAGGCUGCAGAGGAGGAAAAGAAGUACCAUUUGCAAGCUGGAGAGACAGACCAUCAUCAUGAGAACCCUGGUGAUGCAUCCCAUUCCCAUGACCACACUCACGAUCACACACUCCCCCAUUCCCAUCCAACUACGCACGACCAUGAUCACACUGCUGACCACAAACAUGAUCACAAGCAUGAGGGUAAGCACGACCACGAUCACAGUAAAGAUCAUGGGCACCACCACACCCAUGAGCAUAGUCAUGAUCAUGACCAUGUUCACUCACACCACAGCCAAGCCCACAACCAUACACAAGACCAGGGUAUUCACCCUGCCCAUCACAAUUAUGGACACACCGAAGGUCAGACACAUGAGCAUGAUCACGAGCUAGCCCUGGACCAUGACCACAAACACGGACACCUCCACGAGCAUGAGCAUCAUCACCACCACCACCAGCACACGCAUGAACCCACCAUGAGGAAGCCAAAAGGAACUAUCCAAGUCCUCCCAUCGCUGGAUAAACCUGUGACCCUUCCUUUCUUUCCUGAUCAGCAUGAAAAUCCCGACACAGCCACUGGUCUUCCCUUACGCCCAGACCCACAGAUACCAGGACAGACAGAACCAGCUAUUGGCAAAUUCCCCAAAACUGUUUCCCCCAACUGCCCAGCAGAGCUCAAGACCAGCGACAAGCUUAUCCAGAAUGCCUUUGCUGAGGAUCCAGUCUUCAAGGUCAAGCCAGCUGCAUGAAUAAAAAGACUUUUUUUGUUUAUACUGUGUAGCUCAUAUGCAAAGUCAUGUGCUCAGUACAAUAAAGCAUGAUCGAAACCUUUAA